Molecule: messenger RNA, 2208 nt
Organism: Hemisphaericaspora subhashii
Lineage: Eukaryota; Fungi; Ascomycota; Pichiomycetes; Serinales; Debaryomycetaceae
Exons: 1
Coding region: 1-2208 (735 amino acids)
Cellular component (GO): extracellular matrix
Molecular function (GO): protein binding
Source: RefSeq, a predicted model, not a curated record
AUGAGCCAACCACCACAGAAGAAACAAAAGACGGGUAAACAAAUCAUCUAUCUCCCAGACGAAAUAGGGGAACUCAUUGUUUCUUAUAUCCCUGACCACUAUUUAGAAGCAAACCUUUUCACUCCACUCAUUGGAGAGUUUAUCGCAAUGAAAUUAUAUCGAUAUAUCCAUGUUGGGUCUUUAUUUUCAAAAUUGGGUGGGCAACUACAAUUUAAAUUUGUUGACAGUCAAAGGGGCCUACAAGGAAUAGUGUCCCAGAGCUUUUUUAAUGACGAGAAUUUCGUUAGUGCUAAGGAUUCUUACACGGAAUUAUCAGUGAAUCAGUUUGUUCAAUUGAGCAAAAAGUACCCCAGAUUCAAACCCCAUAUCAUUCAUUUCCAUCUGCUUAACAGACUUUUCUGGAUGCAUCACAGGUAUCCUGAGAUAUUAAGAAAAUUGCCAAGAGUAGAUGUUUCAUUGAGAGAUGAUUCAAAUAGAGCAUCAUCCUUGCUUGAAUUGCCUUAUAAUAUUUACCUGAUUUCAGAUAUUCCAAAAGUAUUCACCGAAGUGAACUUGUUAUCCAACAUCUCUGGGCUUUGCGCCGAUUAUCUUCCACAGAUCGCGGAUAAAAGUUGGGGUAAAGAUCUUCAAGAGCUUGAAUUGGGGCGGGAAAAAGGAUUGCAUGAACUACCACAUUUGUUUCCUAACUUGAAAAAGUUAAGAAUCGAUAACCUCGAGUCACUUGGGGUCGGGACCCUCCGUUUCCCUUCAAAACUACAAUGCUUAAAUAUACGGGUAGGACACAUCGAAAGAUUGGAUGUCUCGUACUUGGACAACUUGACAGAAUUUGUAGCAGAGAUUGGCUACGACUCAAACAAAUUGGAUAAGAUGAGGUUUCCUCUUGGAAUUGAGCGGGUGAUCUUGUUUUGUGCUUAUUAUGGACCAGUCACAGAAGCACCUGCUAAUUUAGAAAUAUACCCCAAUUUAAGAGAUUUUCGCAUUUUCUAUUCCUACGUACCUUUGGGAAUAGAUGAGCCCAAUGAGGUUUCAGUAACAGUUGGAGAACUUUUGAAAAUCCCAGAUACUUUGAGGAUACUUACAAUCGAUCUUCUAGAGGGGCAAUUGCUUCCUGAUAACUUAAAACUCCCACCUUCGCUAAGGGUUUUAUCAAUCAGCAAUACCCGCAUGUCAGGGAAUGGCUGGUCUUCAGUUACAUUUCCAGAAACUCUCACCGAGUUGACACUUCAGGUAGAUUGUUUGGAAGGAAUUGAAUUACCCAAAUCGUUGCAACGCUUGUACCUCACAACAACCUUUCCAAUUGAAUCUGUGAAUUUCCUUGAUUUGAAGCAUUUAGUAAACUUAAAGCUUGAUGGUGAAUGGGUUGGCGAAAACUUUAUUUGCAGUUUUCCUUCUAGUUUAGAAACUUUGCAAGUAUUAUUCGAAUAUUCCCCUCUUGAAGAAGUUGUCAUUGAAGCAUCAAAUCUAAAACAGGUGGCAUUCAAGGAAGCACCAUUUAAAUGCAUUGGAACUUCCAACUUUGAGCUACCUGAUUGCGUGGAACUGCUUUCGUUCGACACCUCCAUGGAGAAUUGCUUGUCUGAAAUGGAAGAAUACCUUAAAUCAAGGCAUGGUAAGAUCGAAAGAAAUAUUUUUCCAUCCCUGUUGAGGGAAUUGUACUUAGCAUCAAAUUUCUUGGAAGGAGUGGGCUUACAAAGCUAUUCGAAUCUAGAGAAAUUGGAGUUAUUGGGAAAUAACAUUUCUCGAUUAGAUAAGCUUCCAUCAUCACUAAAAUCACUACGACUUGACGGAAGCCCGAUUUGUAAGUGUUUGACUCCGACAAUCUUCUCGGAUCUAACAAACUUACGCGAGCUUAGAAUGGCAGACACUAAAAUCAAUGAAUAUUUUGAAUCAGACCAAUCAAGGGUAUUAAAUUUCCCGUCAUCGUUGGUUAUCUUGAAUCUAUCGAACAAUAAGUUACAACUUGGUGUUGCACCACGGUUACUACUUCUGGGUUGUACUCAAUUACAGGAGUUAUGGUUAUCUGGAAAUUCAGACAUGACCGAUGUUCAAGUAAUUAUAGACACGGUCAAAUCGGCAAGUCCUGAAAUAGUCGAGUUAAGGUUGGACGAAGAGGUUCGGAAUCGUGUUAAGGAAGGAGGCGUUAACUUUUUAUCGUUCGUGAAAUACACACCUGGCAUUUGGCAGAAUUCACCGGACUUCAUGCCUUGA